AAGCAAAUAUAAUGAGAAAACAUGUGUGGGUCAAAGAAAUACCCACAAACACAAGAGAUGCAGUCAGCCUAGUCGUUAUGCUAAGGUCUGUCCUAAAACUAAAGCCAUUUGAGUUUAUUUGCAACCAAACAAGAGCUGCUGCUGCCUCUAAUUGUCAGCGAAAGAUUGGAAUGACGGUCGAUAGGGUGUACCUGCGUAAUGACGCCAAUAGCCAAGAUCUACACAUAAACUUUCGUUACACCAAUGCAGAGCUGAACAUAGACAGGGACUUCAAUUUCUGUCGUAAACUGGAUGAAAAGCUAGAAGGUGCUCUAACUCGCAUACGUGGAAAUAUUGAGAAGCAAUUCAACAAGAAACUUAAAAAAGUGAAACGCAAAUCGCCGGCUGAAGUUCAGGAACCUUUGUCCGAAACCGUAACAGAUGGCAGUGGAGAGUUGAUCGUAGAGUUUAGGAGAAGCAAUGAUAAACUGGAAGAUCUAACUUUUGCUGAAAUCCUAAAUAACAACUCAGCCAACUUGACUUUGCACAUUCUGGACAAGACUUAUAAUGUGGUGCUAAAUCAGCCUUGGAUAGUCAAUUUGGUUUUGCCAACAUGUAUAAUGGCUGGAUUUGCCGUGUAUCCAAGUAAGUUGGAAAUGAAGUACACGGAUAAAGCGUUCUGCAAGGCCGAAUGGUUUAAAGGAAAAAUGCCUCCUUCCGGCAAUGUUCAACAUGCCAACUGGUCCAAAUGUGGAGAAGGCUUCUUUUACGAAACCUCCAACGAAGAUGUGGGUCAUUUGCUAAAAUUUGUUUUGACACCUGGCAAUGCGGCUGGGAAUGUCGGCCCUGCCGUGGAGCAUAUAAGCAAAAACGAGGUCCAAGCAGGACCUGGUCAGUGUCCUUUUGAAACAAGACACCUAUUCACCCAAACCCGCCUGCAAGAUGACUCUUUUCGUGUGGUAUCCUACAACAUCCUAGCCGAUUUGUAUGCAGACAGUGACUAUUCUCGCUCCUAUUUAUUUCCCUACUGUCCAGCCUAUGCUCUAAAGGUGGAAUAUCGCAAACAAUUGUAUAUAAAGGAACUGUUGGGUUAUAAUGCUGAUAUUAUCUGCCUGCAAGAGGUUGAUAAAAAAAUCUUUGAAUACGAUUUGAAACCGGUGCUUGAAGAUCAAAACUUUAAGGGCAUAAUUGCCGAGAAGGGUUCCUGUGGUGAGGGCAUAGCCACAUUCUUUCGUACAGAUCGUUUUGAUUUGCUUGAAAGCUAUAGCAUAAAUAUUGGCGAGCAACUUAAUACGUUGGAGGCCUUUAAGGAUUUGUGGCAAAAAAUUCAAUCCAAUAAAAAGCUGGUCGAACGCAUCUGGAAUCGUAGUACAACAUUACAGUUAAAUUUGUUGAAAAUGAAAAAUGAACGGUACAUUUUGGUGGCCAAUACCCAUUUGUAUUUCCAUCCCGAUGCCGAUCACAUACGGCUUUUACAGUUUGGAUUUUCUAUGCUUUAUCUUGAGGAUAUUUAUAAGAAGACCCUACAGAAAUUUAAUCUAGAAAAUGAAAAACAAUUGGCUAUUGUAUUUUGUGGGGAUUUCAAUAGCGUUCCCGAAUGUGGCAUUUAUCGCUUGAUGACAGAGCGUUUUGUGGAUAAGGAUUUCAUAGAUUGGAGUAGCAAUGCUGAAGAGGCUGUGCAAGAUGUUUCUCUAGGUCAACCAUUUGCUAUUAAAUCGGCUUGUGGUACUCCUGAAUAUACCAAUUAUACACAUUUAUUUGCUGCAUGUCUGGACUAUAUAUUUUACCAGUGCGAUCGUUUGGAAGUGGAACAAUUUGCUCCUUUGCCCACGAAUGAGGAACUGAAAGCUAACACUGCCAUACCAUCAGUAGUCUUUCCAUCUGACCAUUUAGCCUUAAUAGCUGAUUUAAAAUUCAUAGCCAAUUAAAUAUGAUUACAGUGGAUAUAGAUUAUGGCAAAUAAAGUGAUAACGUGUGACAAAAAUA
Molecule: messenger RNA, 1965 nt
Organism: Stomoxys calcitrans (stable fly)
Lineage: Eukaryota; Metazoa; Arthropoda; Insecta; Diptera; Muscidae
Product: 2',5'-phosphodiesterase 12
Exons: 4
Coding region: 12-1907 (631 amino acids)
Biological process (GO): nuclear-transcribed mRNA catabolic process, deadenylation-dependent decay
Cellular component (GO): mitochondrion
Molecular function (GO): 3'-5'-RNA exonuclease activity
Source: RefSeq, a predicted model, not a curated record